This is a messenger RNA of Mercurialis annua (annual mercury), 2706 nucleotides long. RefSeq names its product polypyrimidine tract-binding protein homolog 2. Gene Ontology annotation, molecular function: mRNA binding. The coding region runs from base 124 to 2424 and encodes 766 amino acids. The record is from RefSeq and is a predicted model, not a curated record. Gene Ontology annotation, biological process: regulation of RNA splicing. NCBI's taxonomy places the organism in Eukaryota, Viridiplantae, Streptophyta, Magnoliopsida, Malpighiales, Euphorbiaceae. Gene Ontology annotation, cellular component: nucleus. The transcript is spliced from 13 exons.
AUCUCCAACGAAAAAUUCAACAAAAAAAAAAAUACAAGUUCACUUCAUUAAUGAUCACUAAUACAAUUAAUUGAACACACAAAAUCCUGACUGUAAAUAACCUAAAUAUAAUACUCCACAAAAAUGGUGAAGCUAGCGUCAGCAAGAGAGAGCAGAAUGUACGGACCGAGACUUGGUCGGAACCGAGCAGAAUAUGUAAACGCAGGGCUUUAUGUGUUUGCGACCAUAUUGCUGAUUGGCGGGUUCGUGGCUUUGUUCUCGAUGGAGCCUCGGUCUGGUUUGGCUCUAAUGUUUAUAGCGUUAGGGCUUAUAAUGGUGGUCAAUCUUCAUGAUCUUAUCGCCCAUCUCGCCGGAAUCGACUACCGGUUACCUUUGAUGGGAUUCGAUACGCAGCUUGCGCUUGUGGAGUUCGCAGUUCCGGUUGUUCAGACCCUUGGGGCUUUGCUUUUGUUCUUGGGGGUCUUUUUUCUUUUUCUUCAGGAAGAGAAAGGGUAUGGUUACAACAAAUUGGAAAAGUAUGCCAUUAACAUGCUUAUUGCUGGACCAGUUCUUUGGAUUGUUGGAUCAAUCCAUAACUCGUGCCAAAUUUAUGAGCGAGCCGACGGACAUGUCCAAAUCUUGCAAGAAAGUGUCCACAUCCCGUUUUUGAUGGGGAGUUUGUUGUUCUUGGUUGGUGCCAUUCUCAAUAUUCAUGAGCAAGAUGGGCUAGAUCACCAUGGCCUACAAUUACUGGGCGGUACCUUUGUGUGGAUUGGAAUAUUUGGAAGCUUAUUAUUGUUUAUUGGGGGAUUAACAAAUGUGAUUAAAGUGUUCAAGAUGCAACAAAUCGAUGGACUGCGUCUCGAGAAACUUCGAGGAGGAGCUCAGGAACGUUUGCUGCAGCAACGGGAGGGGCAUCUCCCGCUUCUUGCGGAAGAACAUAGGAGAAGGAAAAUGAUAAUUGAUGAAGCAAAAGCUGCGCCGGUUGCCCCUGUUGCAACUCCUUACAAAGAUGUGCUUAUUGAAUUGGCAUUUUUAUGUUGCAGUGGUAAUCUGAGGGGUAGUAGAGUAUUUUUGCUUGAGGUAUUGUGCAACGGAAUGGCAUCGGUUUCGACUCAGCCGCAGUUCCGUCUUACUCAACCGCCGUCAAAAGUGUUGCAUUUAAGAAACUUGCCGUGGGAAUGCAUCGAGGAGGAAUUGGUUGAGCUAGGGAAGCCAUUCGGAAAAGUUGUCAACACAAAAUGCAAUGUUGGAGCCAAUAGAAAUCAAGCUUUUAUAGAAUUCGCGGAUUUAAAUCAAGCUAUUGCGAUGAUUUCAUACUAUGCUUCAUCAUCGGAACCUGCUCAGGUGCGGGGGAAGACGGUCUACUUGCAGUAUUCUAAUAGGCAAGAGAUAGUCAACAAUAAAACAACAGCCGAUGUUGCUGGAAAUGUGUUGUUAGUAACGAUUGAAGGUGAUGAUGCACGCCUUGUCAGCAUUGAUGUAAUGCAUUUGGUUUUUUCUGCUUUCGGAUUUGUACACAAGAUUACUACGUUUGAGAAGACAGCUGGAUUCCAGGCAUUGGUGCAAUUUUCUGAUUCAGAAACUGCUUCUUCUGCAAAAGAUGCCCUGGAUGGAAGAAACAUCCCUAGAUAUCUGCUUGCUGAUAAUAUUGGAGCAUGUACCCUUAGGAUAACAUAUUCUGCUCAUACAGAUUUGAGUGUAAAAUUCCAGAGCCAUCGAAGCAGGGACUACACAAAUCCAAACCUUCCCGUUGCACCAUCAGCUAUAGAUGGCAGUGGUUUGUUCAGUGUGGGCCUUGAUGGGAAGAAACUAGAACCUGAGAGUAAUGUUCUUCUUGCAUCAAUCGAGAACAUGCAGUAUGCUGUCACAGUAGAUGUUUUGCGCAUGGUUUUUUCUUCUUUCGGGCCUGUCCAGAAGAUUGCCAUGUUUGAUAAGAAUGGUGGACUUCAGGCUUUAAUCCAGUACCCUGAUGUACAGAUGGCUGUUGUGGCAAAGGAAGCAUUGGAAGGCCACUGCAUCUAUGAUGGAGGUUUCUGCAAACUUCACAUCUCGUAUUCACGUCAUACUGAUCUCAGUAUAAAGGUUAACAAUGACCGGAGUAGAGACUAUACGCUUCCGAACCCUGCGAUGGUUAACGCUCAGCCUUCUAUUCUCGGACAACAGCCUGCUCCUUCGGCUGGCCCCCCAACUCAUCCAUACCCCGGAGCUCAGUUUGCUCCGCAUACAGAGCACCCAGCAAUGCCUCAGCCUUCAGCUGGAUGGGUUACCCAUUCAACGCCUGCACAUAUGAAUAACCAUCAUUACAUGCCACCUGGAAUGCCACCAGGAAUGCCGCCCCACCAAAUGGCCCCAGGAAUGAUGCAGAUGCAAGGCCAUGGUGGCAUACCGCAGGGUGCACUACUGCCACCGCCGCCGCCUUACAGACCUGGGCAAAUGCAAUAGUAUGCAAUCAAUCAGUAGUCUAUUUAUGAGUUUCAUGUUCAAGAAUCUGAAGAGAGGGAGUAAUGCUAUUUGAAGAAGAGGACCACGGGCUACCCCUCCGCAAUUCAAAGCAACCUGCCGAAAUUUGUAGUAAACGAUGUUGUUCUUUCAUUAGUUUUGAAGGUGAGAUUAUGCAAGCAAGAAGGGUGUGAGCACCUUUUGCAGAUCCACCGCUGUUGUGAACACUGGUUGUAUGUUACUGUACUACGAAGUUAUGCGUUAAUCCCAUGUAUUUAUUAUUCA